This is a messenger RNA of Racocetra fulgida, 120 nucleotides long. Lineage: Eukaryota; Fungi; Glomeromycota; Glomeromycetes; Diversisporales; Gigasporaceae. The record is from the annotation of a GenBank genome assembly.
AAACCACUAUCAAACCUCAAGCUAAAUAUUUAGCUGCUGAAUACUAUCUUCAUAGAGAAAAAGAUGAAAAAAAGCUUUUGAGUAUGCAAAAAAAACUUGCCAAUAAAAAUAUAGUCUACA